ACAUUAUUUUACCGAGGGGAGUAACUUGAAGAGAAUCAAAUACAUACCUAAAAUUGCCAGAAAUAUGAUUUAGUGGAUUGGUAUUGAAUUUGAAGCCAUCCGACGGCCGCGAUGGGUUUGCUCGCAAAACCCAUCGAAUAUUGAUGAAACCUAAACCCUAUUCCCUUCCCCUUCUCAACCGAUACUUUUCCGUGCAAUCUCCUUCUCUCAUGGCUCAAACCCCAGCUUGUCUCGAUGCAGAACAACUUCACGACGACCACCAUCAGCAGCACUUGGGUUUUCCGGCCGGGAGUCUAAGCGGAGAGUCUCGAGCGGAACGGGCUUGGGCUCACUGGGCCAAGUUGGGCCGACCCAGACUCAUAGUGGCCCCGAUGGUUGACAAUUCGGAGUUGCCGUUUCGAAUGCUGUGUCGCAAGUACGGUGCCCAGGGCGCCUACACCCCUAUGCUCCAUUCCCGCAUCUUCUCCGAGACCGAAAAGUACAGGAACGAAGAAUUCACCACUUGCAAGGAGGAUCGACCGCUCUUUGUUCAAUUCUGUGCCAACGACCCUGAUGUUUUGUUGGAAGCUGCACGCAAGGUCGAGCCUCAUUGUGAUUAUGUUGAUAUUAAUCUUGGGUGUCCGCAGCGCAUUGCUAAACGGGGAAACUAUGGUGCAUUUUUGAUGGAUAACCUUCCUCUUGUAAAAUCUCUAGUGGAAAAAUUAGCUGUAAACCUCCAGGUUCCUGUUUCAUGCAAAAUUAGGCUCUUUCCCAAUUUAGAAGACACUUUGAAGUAUGCUAGGAUGCUUGAAGAGGCUGGUUGCAUGCUUUUAGCUGUUCAUGGCAGGACCAGAGAUGAGAAGGAUGGGAAGAAAUUUCGAGCAGACUGGAAAGCUAUCAGGGCUGUAAAAAAUGCAGUCAGGAUCCCAGUCCUUGCAAAUGGGAACAUACGGCAUAUGGAUGAUGUUAGAGACUGCUUGGAAGAGACGGAGGUUGAAGGGGUACUUUCUGCUGAGACCCUGCUUGAAAAUCCUGCCCUCUUUGCUGGAUUUCGAACUGCCGAAUGGGUGUCUGAAAGUGAAGGAACCAGUGUGGAUGGAAAACUAGACCAGGCAGAUCUGCUAAUAGAGUACUUGAAACUUUGUGAAAAGUAUCCUGUGCCAUGGAGAAUGAUUCGUUCUCAUGUUCAUAAAUUGUUGGGAGGCUGGUUCAGCCUUCAGCCUCACAUCAGGGAGGAGCUAAACAAGCAAUCUAAACUGACUUUUGAAUUUCUUUAUGACAUGGUAGAUCGACUUAGGGAUACAGGUACAAGGAUCCCACUUUACAAAGAGACCCGAGCAGAACUUACAUCGGACAGUUACUCAGAUUGACACGGCUGCACACCAACAUUUGGAGCUCGAAAUUGAGCAAAACCUCAAUGAAAAUAUCUUAUGUGGUAUGAGGCCAGGCUAAGGUAGCAUGAUUACGCACGACUUACAUACAAUUUUGUUGUGAUUAAUUAGGAGUAAGAAUGGUUAAAAUAUCCGUUUUCUUAUUUCUUUUGUUGUAUUUGUCUUCAUUCUUAUGGCAAUUGCCAAUUGACAGUGUUGUACCCUAUUAAAACGCUGAUGCUUGAUCAGAGCGGAUUAAUUUUACGUGAUUGUCUUGAACGUUUCGUAAGUUA
Messenger RNA from Vigna radiata var. radiata (mung bean), 1642 nucleotides. RefSeq names its product tRNA-dihydrouridine(16/17) synthase [NAD(P)(+)]-like. Gene Ontology annotation, biological process: tRNA processing. Lineage: Eukaryota; Viridiplantae; Streptophyta; Magnoliopsida; Fabales; Fabaceae. Gene Ontology annotation, molecular function: flavin adenine dinucleotide binding; tRNA dihydrouridine synthase activity. The transcript has 3 exons. The record is from RefSeq and is a predicted model, not a curated record. The coding region runs from base 144 to 1349 and encodes 401 amino acids.